AUUUUCAUAAGAUGGCAAUUACAAGACCUUACGUAUUAAUAUACCAUCUAUUUAUUCUAUUGAAUAUACUUCCAUUUUCUUGUGGUUUUGGAUAUGAUUUUACAUUUGAACUUGAAGACAAUGCCAAGACGUGUUUUUCUGAAAUAUACGAUGAAUCUGAGCUGAUUAUAUUUGAAUAUAGGGUGAUUCGAGGAGGAAAAAUGGACGUUGAUGCUAAAGUUGUGUCUCCAAAUGGUAAAAUUCUGUAUAAACAAAAACAAAGGCAAGCAGACACGUAUGAAUUGGAGCCACAAAAUGGAGAAUUUAAAUUUUGCUUCAGUAACGAGUUUUCCACCAUUAGUCAUAAAGUAGUGUUUUUCAGUAUCAGACCUAAAAAUGUGAAAUCUCUGUCUGGCCAAUUAGGAAUUAAAAUUCCAACAGUCAAGUCUGCAACAGAAACCUCCUUCGAUACUAUUAAUGAAUAUAUGAACACAGUUUACGAUUUCCAAAGAGUGUAUCGACUGAAAGAAGCAAUCGGUCGCCAUCUUGCUGAAAAUCUCAGUACUGGAGUGUUAUAUUGGUCAAUUUUUCAGACUAUCAUUGUUGUUUCUACAGGAUUCGGACAAGUUUUAAUUUUAAAAUUUUUAUUCACUGAAAAGCGGACAAAUAAUGCGAAGGUGGACAAAUAGUUUGUUUGUAUCACAACGUCAUCAUUAUAGUAGUGUCGUAAUCAUUUUGUUUAUUACAUUGUAUAUUAAUAUAGUUAUGAUUAUUAUAUUUCUAUAGAGUAAUUUCCGUCUUAUAUUGCAUCAGCUAAUAAAAUGAGUUUUUACACU
This is a messenger RNA of Lottia gigantea (owl limpet), 815 nucleotides long. RefSeq lists its product as hypothetical. Gene Ontology annotation, cellular component: Golgi apparatus; endoplasmic reticulum-Golgi intermediate compartment; COPII-coated ER to Golgi transport vesicle. The transcript has a single exon. The record is from RefSeq and is a predicted model, not a curated record. NCBI's taxonomy places the organism in Eukaryota, Metazoa, Mollusca, Gastropoda, Lottiidae. Gene Ontology annotation, biological process: intracellular protein transport; Golgi organization; endoplasmic reticulum to Golgi vesicle-mediated transport. The coding region runs from base 12 to 668 and encodes 218 amino acids.